Messenger RNA from Candidula unifasciata, 176 nucleotides. The record is from the annotation of a GenBank genome assembly. NCBI's taxonomy places the organism in Eukaryota, Metazoa, Mollusca, Gastropoda, Stylommatophora, Geomitridae.
CUGAAUACUGUAACCAGCCCUACGACAUAGGGCCAUGCAAGUCGUUGGUUCCCCGCAUUUACUACAACGCUGAAACCUCCCAGUGUGAGAAUUUCACCUGGGGAGGCUGUGGCGGCAACGCAAACAACUUUCCAACCCUCGACGAAUGCCUGGAUUACUGCGUCAGGGUGGAGUGA